AGUAUCUAUCAGUUAGUUUGGUUGCAUCUGAGUUAUUAGAAUGCUCAAUCAGGUUGCUGAUUUUGGGCUUUCAAGAGAAGAGGUGGUUGACAGUCAUGCAGCUAACAUUAGAGGAACUUUAGGUUACCUUGAUCCUGAGUACAUAUCUUCCAAGACAUUCAACAAGAAAAGCGAUGUUUACAGCUUCGGAGUAUUACUUUUCGAGAUUAUUGCUGGCAGAAAUCCUCAACAGGGCCUCAUGGAAUAUGUUGAGCUUGCUGCCAUGAAUUCUGAUGGGAAAGUUGGGUGGGAAGAGCUUGUUGAUUCCCGUCUGGAUGGAAACUUCGACGCUCAAGAGCUGAAUGAAGUAGCAGCUCUGGCAUACAAAUCCAUUAACCGUGUUCCGAAAAAACGACCUUCGAUGAGAGACAACGUACAAGUUCUGUCCCGAAUUCUAAAACAAAGACAGAACAAUAGAUUUAACCAAAAUAUGGUGUCAACGACAAGAGAUGAAAUUGGCAUUGAUGUGGAUCAAGUAGAAAGCAGGAGUCCCAGGAGUCCAAUGCCUGAACACCAACGACAACAGUCCACGGAUAGUACAGCCGAAUCAUUUGAUGUUUAGAAAAUGGUUGUUUUGCCCUCUCCUAGUGCUCGUAGUUGAGUUCAUUGAUUCUUCUUGUUUUGACUCGUCUCUUUUCUCAACAUACCAAGAAAGAAAAAUAGGCAGGAGAAGAUCACAAGAAUCUCCCCAGAAAAUUUGAUGUAACAUAGUUGACCCUUUUAAAUUUUGUUUUGAUUUGUUUUAACUGAAAAGGUUUUGUAUAUGGAAUUACAAGUGGAGGAAAAAGGAAAGCUUUUUUUUAGUAUAGAAUGACCAGAAAGCAUCAAACUUUGCUUU
Molecule: messenger RNA, 877 nt
Organism: Cucurbita pepo subsp. pepo (vegetable marrow)
Lineage: Eukaryota; Viridiplantae; Streptophyta; Magnoliopsida; Cucurbitales; Cucurbitaceae
Source: RefSeq, a predicted model, not a curated record